This is a messenger RNA of Cornus florida, 1784 nucleotides long. RefSeq lists its product as uncharacterized. Bases 513 to 1493 code for a protein of 326 amino acids. NCBI's taxonomy places the organism in Eukaryota, Viridiplantae, Streptophyta, Magnoliopsida, Cornales, Cornaceae. The record is from RefSeq and is a predicted model, not a curated record. The transcript has 2 exons.
ACUAAAAAAAUGUCACAAUUAAUGAUGUAACUCUUUUACUUGUUCGUCUAGCAAAUCAUUGAUCACUAACCUCAAGAGAGAGAUUGUUUGGAAAUCUUUUGGUUUAGGAAGAAGAGCUCGAUAUGCUGUGGAAAUUGUUUUCUCUGUAUCAAAACAGGUUUAGUAUCUAAUAAUAAUUCUCAAAAAAAAAAAAAAAAAAAUAAUAAUAAUAAUAAUAAUAAUAAUAAAUAAAUAAUAAUAUUGUGAGCAAAAAGGAAAUUUGAGCCUGAUGAAAGUGACCUCAUUGUUGGAGCCCCUUGUGUAAAUUUGAUAACCGACCCCCAAAGCACUUCAUAUUCAAAUCUCUAGGACACGGUACAUAUGGAGAGGCGCACCAAGAUUCAUUGCAUUAAUAUAUGAAGAGAUCUACGAGCGAGAGAAGAAAGCUCACGUCGUGAGUUUUGCCAUCUAGCAUUCUCUCAAAUUUCCAAGUUUUAGAGCGAGAAACAGAGAGCGACAGAAAGCUGAAGUCGAUGGCUCUGGCACCCGAGAGAUCAAGGCCUCUCCACCACUUCACAUUGCCGCGCUUGAGAUGGGGCAACCGGAGGUUACUAAGAUGCAUGAAAGUGAACGCCAACGACAACGCUCCGUCCGAUCGCAGAUCAUCUCCCUUGGAAGCCGAUUCGGACGGCUGUAAUCGAAUCAGAGACGGAAAUUCUGUGAUCAAACGCAGAUCACUGACUAUCGCAGAGGAUUUCAAGAAAUCGCCGUUGAAACCAAUCUAUGGCGACAAGGAUUGGGACGAUAACGGAAUCGAAGCUUUUCGCGAGAAACUCAUGUUCGAUCUCCGACUCGUCGCCGAUAAGAUGAAAGUUCCAAUUCAUGAAGACAAAGCUUUCGAAGUACCGACUCCGGAAAGACCGUGGAAUUUGAGGACUCCAAGAGCGGCUUGUAAAGCGCCUAACGAUUCCGGCAAAGGCGGUGGUGGCGGAAACGGAAAGGGAGAGAAUUUGAGGAGCGAGGAGCGGCGGAAUAGUAAUUGUAAUUCAUCCCCGGUGAGGGCCAAAAGUCAGGCGAAAUCGAGUGGAAUGAGAGGAUUGGCCGCGGCGGCUGCUACGACGGCGCAGUGUUUGGAGAAGAGAGAGCAGUGCGAGCGACCUAGGUUUUCGAUUUCUCUUUCCCGAGAAGAGAUUGUGAGUGAUUUUUUGGCGAUGGCGGGAACGAAGCCGAAUAGAAGACCGACGAAGAAGAGGCCAAAGAUAGUUCAGAAAAAUUUGGAUUCACUUUUUCCAGGAUUGUGGUUGACAGAAAUAACAUUACAUCAGUAUAAAGUUCCUGAUUUCCAAGAACCAAGAAAGGUGACAUUUUUCAAUUCUUUUUUACAUUUAUUCUUUUCUUCUCCAAUGUUUUUUUUUUUUUUGGAUUUUUCAAUUAAUGAGUUUUUUUAUUUUUUAUUUUGUAGAGGGGUAGAAUUGAAGCAUAGAUGGGUUCUGGGAAGUUCAAAUUACUCUUGAAUGGCUGAUUGCUGCUGGUGCUGGUGCAAUAUGACCUAACUUAAUGGUAAUAACUCUUACCAUAUAUGUAAAUUGGGAACUCUUGAAGCUUAGAUGUGGAUUUGACUUCAUUCCUUUUUUCUUUUGAAAUGUUACAAGCUUUACAAAUUAAUUAAAGAAUAGGUGGUAUUCUUGAUGGAAGAGCAGUUUGUACGUUUUUCCUAUUAUAAAGCAAAAAGUUCAAGAGUCAGUUUUUUAUUUUGAAAAAUGUAAAAAUAAAAAAAAAAGUAAAUUACAACCUAUUCUUCUUCA